AUGGCAGGUCCCCUGCUCCAGCCCCUGCUGCUCCUACUGCUGUCCUUCGCUCUGGGAUCUGCUGCACAAGCAGGAAAGAACUCGGGGGAACGGAUCAUCGAAGGCGUUCCAUGUCCAAGACGGUCCCACCCCUGGCAGGUGGCCCUGCUCAAAGGCAACCAGCUGCACUGUGGGGGCGUGCUGGUCAACGAGGAGUGGGUGGUCACCGCCGCCCACUGCCAGAUGAGUGACUACAACGUGUACAUGGGCAGCUUUCGGCUGAACAGCAGGAGAGGCCAGAAGAUCAAGGCCACGGAGUCGUUCGUCCACCCCGCCUACUCCACCCAGACCCACGAGAACGACAUCAUGCUGGUGAAGCUGAGCGAGCCCGCCCAGCUGACCUCGGCCGUGAAGAAGGUCAACCUGCCCACCCAGUGCGACCCGGCCGGGACCCCCUGUACCGUUUCCGGCUGGGGCACCAUCACCAGCCCCGACGUGACCUUCCCGUCGCAGCUCAUGUGCACGAACAUCAGGCUGAUCUCCCCCCAGAACUGCAAGAAGAUUUACAAGGACCUUCUGGGGAAGUCCAUGGUGUGUGCCGGCGAGCCCAACUCCAGGACCAACGCCUGCAACGGUGACUCAGGGGGACCGCUGAUCUGCCAAGGCACCCUGCAGGGCCUGGUGUCCUGGGGCGCAUUCCCGUGUGGCCAACCCAACAACCCCGGUGUUUACACCCAAGUCUGCAAGUUCACCGACUGGAUCAACCAGACCAUAAAAAACAACAGCUAA
Messenger RNA from Pipistrellus nathusii (Nathusius's pipistrelle), 768 nucleotides. The record is from the annotation of a GenBank genome assembly. Lineage: Eukaryota; Metazoa; Chordata; Mammalia; Chiroptera; Vespertilionidae.